Molecule: messenger RNA, 778 nt
Organism: Apis florea (little honeybee)
Lineage: Eukaryota; Metazoa; Arthropoda; Insecta; Hymenoptera; Apidae
Gene: Bet5
Product: blocked early in transport 5
Biological process (GO): endoplasmic reticulum to Golgi vesicle-mediated transport
Cellular component (GO): TRAPP complex
Source: RefSeq, a predicted model, not a curated record
GUAGAUGACGCUGAUUUCAAUAUUUUUACCUUAUCUCUGUCUUUCUCUCACUAUUUUUUAUCCUUAUCUAUAUUUGCUUGGUUUCAUUGUAUCUUCAUCUUUCUGUGAUCAAGCGUCGCUCGAAGUGAGCGUAUUAAUGUAUUGAUAACAAUGUACAUAUAUAUUUUGAUGAGCCAUCUUUCGUAAAAAACUUACAUCGCUAUGCAAUCAUCGAUAAACAAUUGAUUGAAUAUUUUGACAACAAUAAAGAAACUAAAAACCAUACAUUAAGAUUAUGACAAUUCACAAUUUAUACAUAUUUUCCAAAAAUGGAACAUUGCUAUAUUAUGCAGAAUGGAACAGAUUGAAUAAAUCUGGGAUCACAAAAGCAGAGGAAGCAAAAUUAAUGUAUGGAAUGUUAUUUUCCAUAAAGUCGUUUGUAAGUAAAAUUUCGCCAUUAGAUCCAAAAGAAGGAUUUUUAUAUUAUAAAACUAGUAAAUAUACGUUACAUUAUUUUGAAACUCCAUCUGGAUUAAAAUUUGUAUUAAAUACUGAUAAUGUUACACAAAAUGCUAGGGAAUUAUUACAGCAAUUGUAUAGGGAGGUUUAUUUAGAAUAUGUUGUAAAAAAUCCUUUGUGUCAAUUAAAUGAACCUAUUCAAAGUGAAUUGUUUAAAUUAAAAGUUGAUGAAUUAUUUAAAAAAUCUCCCUUGUUCUUAAGUAGAUCAAUAUAGAGAUCUAAGUUUAUUAGAGAUGUUUAUUGCUUUCAUAUAUAAAUAUAAUAUAUUUCGAUAUAAAAA